Molecule: messenger RNA, 3438 nt
Organism: Girardinichthys multiradiatus
Lineage: Eukaryota; Metazoa; Chordata; Actinopteri; Cyprinodontiformes; Goodeidae
Product: gasdermin-E-like
Exons: 10
Coding region: 388-1824 (478 amino acids)
Biological process (GO): programmed cell death
Cellular component (GO): cytoplasm
Source: RefSeq, a predicted model, not a curated record
CAGCUCAGGUUACCUCUCAAUAACCAACAUUUAGGUAAAGCAUAACCGGCAGAAAGGCACGAAUGAAUCCAAGAGUCAUUAAACAGGCCACUAAACGUUUUCCCUUCUAAAUCUACUGAUGGAGAGUAAAAAUCGAAAAGCAAGUCACAGACUCAAACAUCUUACUGGAUUCAUAUGACCAUACUUACUUCCAGUGGGUAGGCGGUCGCAAACUGAAACACGCCGUCCUCCUCCACUGUUUACACCAGGACUGGUCCAGCUCUGAUCAGUUCGGAUCGGAACCGCUGUCGGAAGUAGGUUUCUGGUCCACAUUUAUUGAAGAGUGACAUCCGGACGCGCUCUGAUCACACAACUAACUCUAACCUUUUCAGUUUUAAAGCUGAGGCCAUGUUUUCCAAGGCCACUGUCAACUUCGUCCGUCAGAUUGACCCAGAAGGAAGCCUCAUCCCCGUUUCCCGAGUAAAUGACUCCCACAAACUGCUCCCGAUGGCAAUCGUCGUCAAGCGCAACCGCGUCUGGGCCUGGCAGAGACCCAAGUACCAGCCGACCGAUUUCACCCUGGGCAAUCUUUUGCAGGGUGACAAGGUGCUCAGACCCGGAGUGUCCAAGACAGCAUUCCUGACCUACAAAGGAACGUUCAGUGACAAGCACUCCGGGAAGCUGGACACCGAAGCUGGUCCCAUCAACGUCAGUGUGGAGGGACUGGGGUCGUCCAAGCUGGAGUCGUUUUUUGGGAAGCUGAUGAAAGAGGAGCUGGAUGUAAAAAAGCUGUUGAAGGACUCCAGCAGCAGGUUAAUGGACAUGCAGCAUGUCCUGGUGCAGCAGCUGAAGAAGCACUCUGAAGUGCUGACAGUGGUGAAGGAGCGGAUCCUCACCACCAACUCGUGCUACGUCACCCUGACAAAAAAGCAGCAGUGCACCUUUCAGGGAGUACUGAGGUUGCUGGGCCUGCUUGGGAGCUCCAUGAAGGUGUAUGGAAAGGACAUCAACAACACUGAGGCAGACAGCGAUGUUUCCUUGGAGAUCCCCUCUGGUACAGUGAUCGCAUACAGCAUACUGGAGCUGGUGAUUAAAAAGAAUGGACACUAUGAUAUUUGCCUGCAACCCGGCACUAUCGGAGGUUUUGAAAGCGACUCCAUCCCAUUUGAUGAUUCGGUGGAUGGCAACUGCAACAGGCACAGGGCUCGGGAAGAUGCACCCAUCACUGUUUUUCACAAUGGAUGGCUAGAGAUGGACCUUUCUCCUCUGGCAGACCUCCCCCAGUCUUCUCGAUGUGACUUGAUCGAGAAGCUCCAAGAAGCUCUGAGGGACAGACCUACUCUGUCCUACCUACAGAUUGUGCUGGAGAGGGUGUGCGACUGUGAAGCAAUGCAAACCCCCAUUAUGGAUGAGAAGGAGGCAAUUCCUAGGAAUUCUACCACCGUGGAUCUCAUGGAAUCCUGCCGUGUCUCCGAAGGCGGCCCGAGUGACGUCCCUUCACACCUAGACUCAGCUUACCUGCUGGUCAGUGCCAUGGAAGAGCUGCCCGAUGACACACUUAACAUUUUGAGCAACAGCCAACCCAAUUUUCUGGCAGCCUUUGAUGUGCUGAUGUGCAGGUUAAAGGAGAGCAGUGGGAAUCUGUCCCUCCAGUCCCUUCCUACCGCGGUGCUGGACAACCAGGUCUUCCAGCAGGCAGAACAGCUUCUCAGCUCUAUCAGUGUAACGCUGAGCAGAGACGCUGAGCAGCUCUGGAUGGAGACAGAACACACUGAUGGGAUUCUCCUACUGCUCCUUGGACUUAGUGUGCAUGGACUGGCCUUGCUCUCCACUGGCCUGGGUUAGCUGCAGCAUCUGCGUGUGCAUGUAUAUGUUUUCUGUAUUGUGAUUUAUAGUGUUAUUUUUUUUUAUUGUGGACAGUUUUCCUGUUUGUUUGCUACAUAUCAUUACUUGACUCAUAUUUUUUCUCAAUUUUCAAAACUAUAUUAUUUAUGCUACAUAUAUGUCAUUGUUUUCUUAGUGGUUUUGACCCACAUGCAGAGAGUAACUCAGGAGGCAGGAGAAAAGUUUAAAAAGGUUUAUUUUUACAGGGAUGAAUAGUGGAACAGGAACCAGAACUGGAAACACCAAAUUGUCCAGGAGAGAUGAAGGGAGUACGUUACUCAGAGGAACGGAUGAAGACAGUAGCAGAAUGAUUUAAAUUAGCUUACUGGAGCUGGGGUUGAGCUUGGUUGAGGAAGAAUGAUGUGGAGCCUGGGAGAACGCUAAUGCAGCUGCUGAGUCUGCGAGUCAGUCCAAGGAGGAAGUGAAUUCUCAAGGGAAAGUUCAGGUGAGGUCUUGACAGUUUGAUUUUUAUGUGUGUUACUUGGUGAGGUUUCCAGAAGCUGCAUGUGAAGGUAUUAGAGGGUGAGCAGGGUUCGCUUACUGAAGGAGGUAGGCUUGAGCUGUUAGCUAGUAAUUGAGCCAGGUAAGUUUCUUGAAGGAUUAAAAUCUCUGACUGAGGCAGGAUCCAAGGCUGAGACUUUGAGCCAAUGCUGAAGGUUGCAGGAGCUUUAAGGCUUGGACUUGGAAGUCACCACAAAGGCAAACACUGAGGCACUGGAGUGCUGACAGCUCCACCUUCUUAUACUCCUCCAGAUGAGUGAAGAUGAGGAACACCUGCUACCGUCAGCACCAAGGGAUCUUGGCAGCAUCUAGUGGUGAGAAAGUGUUAGCAGCAGGCAAAAACAAUACAUGAAAACUCCCGACUCUGACAAUAUACACUGCCUGGCAAAAAAAGAAAAGGUCACACACUAAUAUUUCGUUCGACUAUCUUUAGCUUUGAUUAUGGCAAACAUUCGAUGUGGCAUUGUUUCGAUAAGCUUCUGCAAUGUCACUAGAUUUAUUUCCACCAGGCGUGGAAAAUCUUGCAUUAAUGAUGGUAGAGUCUGACUGCUGCACAAAGCCUUUUCCAGCACAUCCCAAAGAUUCUCAAUGGGGUUAAGGUCUGGACUCUGGUGGCCAAUCCAUGUGUGAGAAUGAUGUCUCAUGCUCCACUCUUUCACAGUUCGAGCCCGAUGAAUCCUGGCAUUUUCAUCUUGGAAUAUGCCCGCGCCAUCAGGGAAGGAAGAGUCCAUUGAUGGAAUAACCUGGUCAGUCAGUAUAUUCAGGUAGUCAGCUGACCUCAUUCUUUGAACACAUACUGUUGCUCAACCCAGACCUGACCAACUGCAGCAACCCCAGAUCAUAGCACUGCCCCCACAGGCUGGUGCAAUAGGCACUAGGCAAGAUGGGUGCAUCGCUUCACCCUCCUCUCUUCUUACCCUGAUGCACCCAUCACUCUGGGACAGGGUAAAUCUGGACUCAUCAGACCUCAUGACCUUCUUCCGGGCUACACAGCGUUCAGUCCCAAUCCCUUGAGUUCCCUUCACAAUGUGUGUCUGGAAAUGCUCUUACUUUCACUAUUAAACAUAAACUGGA